CAAAAACACCAAGCAUGUCAAGAAUGAUUAUGAUGGGUCGACAUCCCAUCCUUCAUUAUUUUUUGUUUUUGUUUUUUUUUGUGUCACUUUUUCUCGGAAAAAAACGAUGGAUUGCGCUUGGCGUGGGGAGAAAGCGAAUGGAAGCAAGGAAAGGGAGAUAGAUAGAUCAGUCCAGUUGCCGGCUAAGCAAAACACCCGGCAAAGGCCAAUGUCAUACUUUGGCAAGCUAGCAAGGUAAGCUACGAAAGUAUGUGUGAACCUUCCCCUGUCUCUUGCCCGUCAACCUUGUAAGGCGGCGCACGGGGGUUUGUCGUUAUUCCCCCUGUUCUUGGCAGACCGAUGAUUCCCAAAAAUGACACCCGUUAUCUCUUGUCAUAUUUGUUCACCCCUGCGUGCCGUAGUAGGUAGCACAUUGUGACUGGCAAGUCAGGUCUUUCUUUGGUUUUCUUCAUUCGGAAAAAUGAAAGAAAGAAAGUGAGCUAGGUAAUGUUGGUGCAAUAGUAUUUAUUGUUAUUGCUUCUUUUCAUUACUUUUUUUUUUCUUCUUUGUACUUGGAUUACCUUUUUUCUGUCCCCCAGCACACAAAAACGACAUAUUCUUAUCUCUGUUGAUAGUUUUUUAAUCUAUCCAAUCUUUGACCGCGAUAAUCGGACGUUUUGAUCUGUGAUAGCCUUCUUUUUCUCGCCUCCCCGUGCUUGCUAUCAAUCUAUCUGAAGCCAAACAGGAAACAAAAAAAUCAACCAGUAGCAAUGGGCGAACAGCUUCAAACGCCACAAAAGCCAUCGCCGGAACCGUCCAUAUCGCACGGAAGAGGCGGUGCUGGCAACAUUAACCCGGACGCCACAAAGUACGUCGACGGUGAAGUGACGAGGACGGGCGUCGAGGGCACGCAUGGCGAUGGGGCGUACAGCACGGGACGAGGAGGCGCUGCCAACAUUGGCGACAAGCGCAUCAGCUCGACGGGCCGCCUGGACAAGGACAACGUGCCCGAGGCGGCCGUGAGGCCCUCCACCGACGGUCAAGACUUUCACGUCGGGCGUGGCGGCGCGGGCAAUGAGCACGUCGCCCCCGCUCCCGUGGCCGACAAGAAGGCCGAGGAUCACCCGGUAGGCUUGGCCGACCGGCUGAAGGCUAAGGUGUUUGGGGCUUUCAAGAAGUGAGCGGACGUGUGUGGCGUAAGGAUCUUGGGGAUGGAUGAGGAGGCGCAUAUGAAUGAUGAUGGUGAUGGUAUAAUGGGGGAGCGGAAGAGGGAAGAUGGGUUAUUGCUUUGGGUAGUCGCAAGGACUCCUAAGUGUUUUUGAUCUAAUGUUUAACACAUCACUCACCACAGAGUCGUCAGCGAUGACUCACGUCCGAAUAAAAGGAUUGAAAACCAGCCACCGUUGGGGAUAUUUACAUAUUUGCAGUCUUUGGAGCAGUCCACCGGAGGGGUUCAGCAGACAGACGCAAAUGACAACCAAAAAGAAAAAAAAAAUCAAAAGCGGAACCGCCCAUCCUCCAACGCAGAAAAUCCUUGCCAUUCUUGAUCCCAUUCCAUCUUACUCAUCUGUAUCCUCGCCGAGGUAGUCGUAGACGAGCCUAA
This is a messenger RNA of Pyricularia oryzae 70-15, 1582 nucleotides long. RefSeq lists its product as uncharacterized. The transcript is spliced from 2 exons. The record is from RefSeq and is a predicted model, not a curated record. Bases 750 to 1160 code for a protein of 136 amino acids. Lineage: Eukaryota; Fungi; Ascomycota; Sordariomycetes; Magnaporthales; Pyriculariaceae.